Messenger RNA from Drosophila serrata, 627 nucleotides. RefSeq lists its product as uncharacterized. NCBI's taxonomy places the organism in Eukaryota, Metazoa, Arthropoda, Insecta, Diptera, Drosophilidae. The record is from RefSeq and is a predicted model, not a curated record.
GCAGCGCUGGCACUUGUUAUUGGCCGACAAAAGACGCAAUUAUUUAUAUUUACACAAAAGGAAAACUAAAACUAAAUUCAAAACAAUCUUGAGCCCAAGGUGUGCAAUGUUCUCAAUUUUCGGGAAACGCAAGCCAGCCGAAACGCCCACUGAGGAGCCCAUUCAGGGUCCCGCGGAUGCUCCUCGGCCUGGCACCACCUCCGGCGAUGAUUUCGUCUUCAUCGAGCGCAGGCCCGGAUCGACGGACCCGCCUGCUGCCGGUGGCUCAAUGUACCCGCCCAUGCCGCCUGUGGGUUAUCUGCCCUAUCCGCCCAUGCCGGGACCCAGAGCACCAGGACACACACCGAGUGCGGGGCGUCAGUCCGGACCUGUCAACUAUCUGCAGGACAUUCCCUUCGAGCUGGCGCCCGGACUGGCCAGCAAGGACAGCUAUGCCAGCACCCAGAUGCAGGUGGACAGCAUCCUGGCGCUGCUCACGCGCCAGCUAUCGGUAGAUGAGCUGGCCGAAGAGUACACGUUCGUUCUGGAGCGGUCAGUGCAGAGCGAGUGCUAUUAGGCGCACAAAUCCGUUGGCUAUUAUGGUUAUUAUUAACGUAAAUCAAUAAAAGUUGCUUAUUUAAUUGUAAA